This is a messenger RNA of Carassius auratus (goldfish), 1813 nucleotides long. RefSeq names its product ankyrin repeat domain-containing protein 33B-like. Gene Ontology annotation, molecular function: protein binding. NCBI's taxonomy places the organism in Eukaryota, Metazoa, Chordata, Actinopteri, Cypriniformes, Cyprinidae. The record is from RefSeq and is a predicted model, not a curated record. The transcript has 4 exons. The coding region runs from base 211 to 1740 and encodes 509 amino acids.
UUAAGUACAACCGGUUCUUGAAGAGCAGAAGAUAUGAAAUCAAAAAGGUGCCUCUAAAAGAUCUUUAACUUCUGGUUCCAGUGUUUUUCUUCACGUCAUACUCUUACUUGCAUCAGGAACUGGUUUUUAGUAUUACCAUUCACUAUGUGACAGUCUCAUUCUGGAUCUGACACGGUUUUUGCUUUUGUGUUCCACCUGUUGGAUAGUUAAAUGGUGCUAAUAACUGAGAAUGGUGUACUUCUGGUCAAAGAUCACCAAUGCGGCACCGGCCACAACCGAGCGAGAGACUGGAACAAUGAGGAGUCCUCCAUACAGAGCACCACUUUCGUGGAGCCGACAGAGGACUCUUAUUAUGCAGAUGAUGAAGACCACCAUCCUUAUGAUGAUGAUGAUGACGACGACGACGACGUCUACCAAGAAUUUGAGGAGCUGGACUUUUCAGAACUACCAGACACCAAGAGCAUUGUGUCUGAAGAUUCCUUCUACCCACCUGACGAUUCGCUCAACUUUGAAACAUGUCAGGAUCCUGAGAGCCCAGAGCCAAUCAGCUUCUUUAAAGCGUGCUGCUCUAACAACGCCAUCAUCGUCAAAAUCAUGAUUAGACAAGGUGUGACGGAGGAGGAGGUGCGAGAGACGGACAAAAAUAACAGAACAGGUCUGAUAGUGGCGUGUUACCAGGGCUACGUGGAUGUGGUCAUUGCACUCUCUCAUUGUCCAUAUGUGGAUGUGAACUGGCAGGAUAAUGAGGGGAAUACUGCUCUCAUGACUGCUGCACAAGCAGGUCACAGUACGAUUACCAAUUACCUGCUGAACUACUUUCCCGGGCUUGACACUGAGCGCAGGAACUGCCAUGGCUUCACUGCGAUGAUGAAAGCAGCCAUGCAGGGUCGAGCCGAAUGCGUACGCUCUCUCAUGAUGACAGGAGGAGACAUUGAAGCAAGGGACUUUGGCCGUAAGCUGACACCACAGGAAUGGGCCCUGUUCACGGGCCGUUAUGAGACCGCCAGACUGAUGGCCCGACUGAUGGAACAGCCAUGUGCCGAACAGUUCUGUGACUCUUACCACAUGGAGUGGCCUAUGCUAAGCGAACUGGUAGCUCAUUCAAAGCAGCCCAAAUCCUGCUGGAGAAAGUUCUCUGAGUGCGUCUGUAACUUGUUUUCCAUCAACAUGAAGACUAACCCUGUGGACGAAGGCGCCAUGGACUACACGGUGCGCAUGACUACAGCGCUGGCCAGUCCAUUCAUAGCCACUGCCUGCCACACUGUGUGUCCGGGCAGCCCUCCGUGUGUGGGAAAACGUCGCCCUGCUGUCCAGGACAUCAUCCGUAAACAGCGUUUGGCUGAGCUGAAGAACCUGGGGCCUGAGCGCCUCAACAACUAUAAGCGGCUCUUCCAGAACUCCAGGGUGCUGCUGGUGCCGAAGAAGCAGGAGCGGCGCGCCAGUCUGCAACCGCAGUUACUCCAAACUGUCGCGAUGGCCUCCACCAUGGCCCUGCGGAGAAGCAGCCUCCUGCCACUUCAUAUGAUGCGCAGGAGCAGCGUGCGUCCUGGGAUGGUGGUUCCUAAAGUCAUGCUGUGCAAAGCACCUCCUUCCACAUACACCCCGGAGCCGCCACCGUCCAGAACUUCAAAAGACUUAUUGCACCUACAGAUCCCUAAAUGGAAGUACAAAGCUCUGAAGGAGGAGAAGAAAGCGGAACGCAUGGAUAGGUUAAGACUGCCAGUUGGGAGGAAAAAGUGAUGUGGCUUUUGAUGCCAAAGUGUUUUUAAGGAUUUUUUUCUACUGUGAAGGCUUAUUGUCAGUGUGAGAGUCA